This is a messenger RNA of Sphaeroforma arctica JP610, 564 nucleotides long. RefSeq lists its product as hypothetical. The transcript is spliced from 5 exons. The record is from RefSeq and is a predicted model, not a curated record. Bases 1 to 564 code for a protein of 187 amino acids. Lineage: Eukaryota; Ichthyosporea; Ichthyophonida.
AUGAGACAUAGUAUGCUGGCAAUGUAUCGUAACACAUUCAUCUCCGCAGAAUUGGGCUGCGAUAUCGAUUAUGUGCUGUGGAUCGAUGACGAUAUGGUGGACGUUGGACCCGAUGUCCUGCCCACCCUACUGGCCUUUAACAAACCCAUUGUCGUUCCCCGAUGCUUGUUCAGAACAGACACGGGAAAGAUCAGAGAGUACGACCUCAACUCAUGGAAAGGCCGAAGGACCAAACCGCCACUUCGUCAGUUGCAGUCCGGAUCGUAUCCGGGUUACGUACCUCGGCCAGACAAGAAAGCCAGGCACAAGCACCUCAAUGAACUAAUGCACGCGACUGUAGACAGAUUGGUGGAGAUUGAGUCGGUGGGUGCCACUGUGUUGUUGGUCAAUGCAGAGGUCCACUGCAACGGGAUCAACUUCCCAGUCAUGAAUGUGAUCGGAGCCACAUGGAAUGGCAGGGGCGGCUACGACGGCAUUGAAACUGAAGGGCUGUGCUACAUGGCCAAAAUAAUAGGCUACCAAUGCUAUGCCGCACCGCACAUCACCGUACGCCACCGCGAUUAA